AUGCUGGCCACAAGACCACUGCUACUACGGACAACGCCGACACUACGUCUGCAGACAACACAAAGGAGACUCUUCUCCCCGUCAGCAGUCUCGCCACUUCAGCCUAGCCACCCAGCACUCCUCGCAGCAACGAGACCAAAUGAGGUGGUAGCGUCCAUCGCUCUCAUCGGCGCUGGUCUCAUCGGAGCCGGCAUCACUGCUCGCUACCUUCUCCCUUCCUCAGGCGCAAAAGCCCCUGGCGGCAAGUGGGUCAAGGGUGGAUUCCAGAACAAGAUGGACAAGAGCGAGGCUGCUCAGAUUCUAGGAUUGAGGGAAACGGCAUUGACAAAGCAAAGGAUCAAGGAGGCACAUAGGAGAAUGAUGAUUGCCAAUCAUCCGGAUAGGGGAGGAGCACCAUACUUGGCUAGUAAGGUUAAUGAAGCAAAGGACCUACUGGAGAAGAUCACUCCGAGAUGA
Microstroma glucosiphilum is the source of this 456-nucleotide messenger RNA. RefSeq lists its product as hypothetical. Gene Ontology annotation, biological process: protein import into mitochondrial matrix. The record is from RefSeq and is a predicted model, not a curated record. Gene Ontology annotation, cellular component: PAM complex, Tim23 associated import motor. NCBI's taxonomy places the organism in Eukaryota, Fungi, Basidiomycota, Exobasidiomycetes, Microstromatales, Microstromataceae. The transcript is spliced from 3 exons. Bases 1 to 456 code for a protein of 151 amino acids. Gene Ontology annotation, molecular function: ATPase activator activity.